Molecule: messenger RNA, 3276 nt
Organism: Paracoccidioides lutzii Pb01
Exons: 2
Coding region: 1-3276 (1091 amino acids)
Biological process (GO): maintenance of protein localization in endoplasmic reticulum
Cellular component (GO): endoplasmic reticulum membrane
Source: RefSeq, a predicted model, not a curated record
AUGGAUACGACCAAUGGCAUUGCUUCCCCUACAAUUUCUGGACGGAGCGGUGACAGUUUGAUGGCUGAUAGUAAUGCUGGCGAUAUCGCUUCCGAAAGAAAUUGUAGUGAAGAGCCCUUGGCUGUCCAUGCGGGAUCGAAAGGAAAUAACACCGAUAUAGAUCCAACAGUAAAGAUGACCAACUUAAAAGGGCUGGUUGCUGAGGUUGUCAAUGGUCAAAGUCCUGAAGAGAUGGAUGUGCUGCGUAUGGAAGAUAAUGGUAUGCGGAAUGUUCAGAACUCGGAAGACAAAAGUCCGGCCCUGCAAAAUGGCACCGAACCGCAAGCUAUUCCUACACCUGUUCUGGACACGAAGGACCAGGGAGCUGAAACGGUACAGUUGAAACCAAUUUCGGUUGGUCCUACACCAACCUUAGGAAGUUGUAUGGAGAAUCCUGACGGAAACGUGGAAACGGUAUCUACCCUUGUCCUAGGGGAAAAGCCCGCUGUUCAAUCCGAACAAGUCGCCAACGUAGAAACGGCGUCUUCUUUGAAGCGGAUUGAUUCACAGCGGCAAUCGCCCUCGACCCGGGAUCGUGAAAAGAAUAAAAUUCUUAAACUAUCUCCUGCGAAAAUUCAUGAACUCACUUCUUCUCCCGAAUCUCUUACGCUCCAUUCCGCUUCCCCAGAACGAUAUCGAUGGCAACCGGCAUUGCAUCCAUAUGCAUCCUCGGAUUCACGAAAGGCUGUUGGAGCUCUGGAUCUACAAGUAGAUAGAUUAGUUGCGAACGAAUCUUCGAGAAGAAUAAGGUCUCCAAGGCGCAAACUGAAUCUUGGAAGGAAUUCCCAUCUUGAGGAUCCACGCGAAUUUCUUGGGUCCGCACAUCAGAUGCCUCCUCCAUCCCCGACCAGGCGCAGGACUUACUCAACACUAGCUGGAUCGGUCCCAGAUACCCCUCAAAGACGGCGAUUCUCAGCAAGUGGCGAUAGAUUGGCUAAGUCGUGGUCCUCCCGUCCCAAGCCUGACCCGCUUGAUAUGGCUAAAAAUCGCCAAAACUCGGCAUCCAUAGCUGACCCGCUACCGUCCCCAGUUCCCCAAUCUAUUCCACUUCCUCCUUUCUCCAUUCCCACAUAUCUCCAGCUAGAAUUAGCUUCUGACCGACCUUCGCCCUUAUACAUCCACCGCUCCGCCAAGAAUGAUUUUCCCUAUGAGUCAUCUCAAGCGAAGCUUGAGCGUUUACAAAAUUUCUUCCUUCUUCCCCCGGCUCUGGAACAUGUUCUAAUUUUUGGUACACUAGCGUGUAUCGAUGCAUGGCUUUAUUAUUUUACGAUUCUUCCGUUACGAUUUUUCAAGUCCAUAUUUAUUCUUCUACAAUCCUGGGUUGUCAAUGUUGGAGCUGAAGCUCAGUACAUUUGCGGGUUUAUUAUUGCCGGGAUUGCAAGGGUAUGGCGGCGGAGACACCAGGCUGCAUCAGCUACUGGCGUGAGCUGGUACGAUCAAAAGGCUAAAGAGGACUCUGGUCACUCACAAUCAAGCGUUGAUAUUCCUCCAACUAUCGGAAUAGACAAUCCAUUCCUUGACGAUGACACUAAGAAUCGGGCGUCCGGAAAUGACAGAAGAAAUCGGGCAUCCGUUAGUCGGAGACACCGUAGGAAUAGAUCCAUUCCUUCAACUCUGUUACCGGACCACAAGGCAGACAUUUUGAAGGGCCUCUUGAUGAUAUUUACAUGCCUGGUUUUAAUGUAUUUCGAUGCCAGUCGGAUGUAUCAUUGGAUUCGCGGACAGGCUGCAAUUAAACUUUACGUUAUUUACAAUGUACUCGAAGUCGGUGAUAGGUUGUUGUCGGCCAUUGGCCAAGACGUCCUUGAAUGUCUGUUUUCACGAGAAGCUCUCGAGAGGAAACCAGACGGCCGCAGCAAGAUACUACGUCCACUCUGGCUGUUUAUCAUUGCGCUUAUAUAUACAGUUAUCCAUUCCACGGCACUAUUCUACCAAGUGAUGACCCUUAAUGUAGCAGUGAACUCGUACUCAAAUGCCCUGAUUACUUUGCUAUUGUCAAACCAAUUCGUGGAAAUUAAGUCAACGGUCUUCAAAAAAUUCGAAAAGGAAAAUCUCUUUCAACUAACUUGUGCUGACGUUGUUGAACGGUUUCAACUUUGGCUAAUGCUUACCAUCAUUGCAUCUCGAAAUAUUGUUGAAACUGGUAUCUUCAGCUCUGGCAGCGGUUUGAGUUUGUUCGCCAGCAACAGUCCAUCCACAAGUCCAAACAAUACAUCUUUCGUAACACCACCUAGAACGGCGUCAUCCAUUCUUCCACAGGCUUUCACCAUCCUCCCAUCAUCUAUACUUUCUUCGCUUAGCAAAGUGAAUUCACUUCUCCCACAUGUCCUUGGACCGUUCCUGGUAGUUCUGGGCUCUGAGAUGAUUGUCGACUGGCUAAAACAUGCAUAUAUCAACAAAUUCAAUAACACCCGCCCUUCCAUGUACGGUCGUUUCCUUGAUGUCCUCGCCAAGGACUACUACACAAAUGCCUUUGCAGAUCAAAAUCUCAACCGUCGACUAGGUCUUCCCGUUAUACCUCUGGCCUGCCUUUUCUUCCGUGUGUCGGUCCAGACAUACCAGAUGUUUCUGACCUCAUGGCUCCCACAAACACAGCCCUUCCUCCCGCCAUCAAACACAACCUCCCUAACAUCAAUCCAUGACCAUUACUCCCCAUCACCUUCUCCUUCACCCUCGCUCUUAUUCCCAUUUCAGCCACUCGAAACCGCUUUCUCCCUCACCAAAAUCUCUCCCUUAUUCCAAACCCUGAUUUCCCAUGCAACGCUAUCACCCGUGACUUUCAUACCCAUCUUCACCACCAUCCUUAUUCUCCUUUUAUACCUUACCCUCCUCUUCUCAAAGCUCGUCCUCGGCAUAAUACUCCUCAGCUAUGCCCGCUCCCGCUACAAGAAAAUGAAAUUGCGAGAACGCGGGCCUGUAUCUUCAACCACAUCUGCCGUCACAAAUUCAUUCUCUGCCUCCAAACCAACAGCAACUCAAUCCACCACGGCUGUGUCACAUUCCCAAGCUAAAGCUCCAAACCCCGACAUCGUUGAGGGUGCUCGCCGCGUUGGUGGUUGGGGUGCUGUGGAGGUCGGUGAGGAUCGGAGAAGGUGGAUUUACGCGGACGAUCCCGAUGGAGCGAGACGAUUGAGGGAGAGAGAGGAGAGGGAUAGGGUUUGUAAGUCUAAUGCCGGAGGCAGUGACGGUAUUGAAGGGGUCAUGAGGUAUGAAAUGGCUGCUAAGAGGAUUUGGUGA